This is a messenger RNA of Pristis pectinata (smalltooth sawfish), 1217 nucleotides long. RefSeq names its product nucleoside diphosphate kinase-like. Gene Ontology annotation, biological process: GTP biosynthetic process; UTP biosynthetic process; CTP biosynthetic process. The coding region runs from base 369 to 995 and encodes 208 amino acids. The transcript has 5 exons. NCBI's taxonomy places the organism in Eukaryota, Metazoa, Chordata, Chondrichthyes, Rhinopristiformes, Pristidae. Gene Ontology annotation, molecular function: nucleoside diphosphate kinase activity. The record is from RefSeq and is a predicted model, not a curated record.
UCCAGGCUGAUGGAUGGGGAGACGUCGCCGCGCACUUGUUUGGCCAGAAUCAAAUCUCCAGAAUCCUGAACUUUACUAAAAAUGUUCGUCGACAUUAAUGUGAAAAUACAGAUUCCGGGGGACACUGGGCAGAGACCUUGUUGUUAUGUGUGGAUAACAGACGGAAAGAUUCGGGGGAAAUGUCUCCAGCAACACGAGGCUCGGGCUGAACCAGCAGCUGGGGACCGGGUCCAGGAGGCAGCGCCGGGGGGGGGGGGGGGGGGGGGCCGAGGCCUGGGAUCCUGCCGUGCCGCCGGAGGCCUGGCCGAGGCCCCGGACCCCGGGUGGAGCCGCCCCCUCCCCGCGGCCCCGCCCCGUCCGGCCCGCCGAUGAUCCCCGGCGCGGGAGAGGCGGCGCAGUCGGGCCGGGCCGGGCUGGGCCGAGCCGCGAUGCUGCUGCGGGGACUGAGCCGCCUGUGGACGGAACGUCGCCUCGCCGCCACCCCCGGGCCCCGCUGGGCCGCCGCCGGCCUCCGGCUCCUCUCCUCCGGCACCGUUGGGCUUCGCGAGCAGACGCUGGUGGCAGUGAAACCAGACGGAGUCCAGAGGAGGCUCGUGGGGGAAAUUAUCCAGCGGUUCGAGAAAAGGGGUUUCCAGCUCGUGGGACUGAAACUGGUGCAGGCACCCCGAGAUGUCCUCUUGGCUCAUUACCAUGAUCUGGAGGAGAAGCCUUUCUACCCGGCAUUGAUCGAGUACAUGAGCUCAGGACCCAUCGUUGCCAUGGUUUGGGAAGGCCACAAUGUAGUGAAGGUGUCUCGGAUGAUGGUGGGUGCUACCAGUCCUGCUCAGGCACUUCCCGGGACCGUCCGCGGGGACCUGUGUGUUCACAUAAGCAGGAAUGCCAUCCAUGCCAGUGACUCGGUUGAAGUGGCCAAGAGGGAGAUCGGCCUGUGGUUCCAUCACAGCGAGCUGGUCGAGUGGAAAUGUUGUGCUCAGAGCAACACCUACAACAUAUAAACUCUGGAAUCGCCCACAACGCAAUCUACCUCCACUGACAGUGUCAACGUUACAUUCCAAAGCUGCAGGUCUGUCUGUUACAGAAACAUCUCCACCUGACCCUGACCCUGACCCUGACCCUGGUGGGACUCCCUCUCCCAACACACAGACUGGGUUCAGGCCGACCACUCCGAUAACUCCUGUAGGAUACGGAUUUGUAAUAAAAUGGUUCGUGCCAGCAGA